GUGAUCCACCUCUACGCGCACACAGGCCUAUUUCCCGGCGGAAGGAUUCACACGCGCGGCGUGGGGAGGGUUUAAAGGAGGAAGGAAGCCAUUUUGGACCUUCGACUAAGGAAAAACGCGAGGCUAGAAAAUAUACAUUACAUAUGUCCAAGAGUGGUAAUACGAUAUAUUUACGCAGAUAAAAACAGCAUUAAGAGACGAAAGAAGAAAAGAAUACGGCGGCGUCGACGAUUUGGAAGAACGCUCCGCAGGGUUGCAAUCGUUGAACAAAAGUGAAUUUCAUCCAUGUCCGAGGGCUUUUUUUAUAAAGUUGAUUUGGUGCAUCAGAACAAGUGAUUUCAUAGUUCAAAGACUUUAAGAAGAACAAGCACUUGUUUUAAGUUGCAUUAAGGACUCAUUUAUUGAGCAAGACAUUAUCUCUUCAUUUGAAGAGUCCUAUAAACUAUUAGUCUCUGUACUGACUUUCAGAGCUUGUGAAGCUGAAAGAAACUUACUAAGGGACACUAUUAAAAAUACAAAACAAAAUGAGCACCACGAGAACAGAGAACCCUGUUUUAAUGGGUCUGUCCAGUCAGAAUGGGCAGUUGAGGGGCCCAGUAAAACAAAGUCAAGGGCCUGGAAAUGGGGGAACACCCACACUGCAAAUAAACCAGCUGAAAAAUGCCAGCACAAUCAAUAAUGGAAGUCAGCAGCAAGCACAGAGUAUGGGCAGUGGUAUUAAACCUGGUGACGACUGGAAGAAGACGUUAAAACUCCCUCCAAAAGAUCUUCGAAUCAAGACUUCGGAUGUCACCUCCACAAAAGGCAAUGAGUUUGAAGAUUACUGCUUAAAAAGAGAGCUGCUCAUGGGGAUUUUUGAAAUGGGAUGGGAAAAACCAUCACCAAUCCAGGAGGAGAGCAUUCCUAUUGCUUUGUCUGGUAGGGAUAUCCUGGCUAGAGCUAAGAAUGGAACUGGCAAGAGUGGAGCCUACCUCAUUCCCUUACUUGAACGGCUGGACCUAAAGAAGGACUGCAUACAAGCAAUGGUGAUUGUACCGACUCGAGAGCUUGCACUUCAGGUCAGUCAGAUCUGUAUCCAAGUUAGCAAGCACCUUGGAGGGGUAAAGGUCAUGGCAACAACUGGAGGCACCAACCUAAGAGAUGAUAUAAUGAGACUGGAUGAUACAGUUCAUGUGGUAAUAGCAACUCCAGGGAGGAUUCUGGAUCUCAUCAAAAAAGGCGUAGCUAAAGUAGACCAUAUUCAGAUGAUAGUUUUAGAUGAGGCUGACAAACUGCUUUCUCAAGAUUUUGUACAGAUAAUGGAGGAUAUUAUUUCUACGCUACCUAAAAACAGACAGAUUCUCCUUUAUUCAGCCACUUUUCCUCUAAGUGUACAGAAAUUCAUGUCCUCCCACUUGCAAAAACCAUAUGAGAUCAACCUGAUGGAAGAGCUUACAUUGAAGGGAGUUACACAGUACUAUGCCUAUGUUACGGAAAGGCAAAAGGUUCACUGCCUUAACACGCUUUUUUCAAGGCUUCAGAUAAACCAGUCAAUAAUUUUCUGCAACUCAUCUCAGCGGGUAGAGCUAUUGGCCAAGAAAAUAUCUCAGCUGGGAUAUUCGUGCUUCUAUAUACAUGCAAAGAUGAGACAGGAGCACAGGAAUAGAGUUUUCCACGAUUUCAGAAAUGGCUUAUGCCGAAACCUUGUUUGCACUGAUUUGUUUACCCGUGGUAUUGAUAUUCAAGCUGUGAAUGUGGUGAUAAACUUUGACUUUCCAAAGUUGGCAGAGACCUAUCUACAUCGCAUAGGCAGAUCAGGUCGUUUUGGUCAUCUUGGGCUUGCCAUCAACCUGAUCACCUAUGAUGACAGAUUUAACCUUAAAAGUAUUGAAGAGCAGCUGGGAACAGAGAUCAAGCCCAUACCCAGCAGUAUCGACAAAAGCCUAUAUGUGGCAGAGUAUCACAGCGAGUCUGGAGAGGAAAAACGUUAAUCUGCAAGCAUGGUCUGGCCCCAAGAAGAUGAGGAUCCCAACAUGCAUAAUUUUCUUGUUGAGGGCUUCUCCCCCAUUUCAUGGCUUUUUUCCUAUCUCCUGCCUUCCAGAACACUUACCAGCAGUUUUGAGCCUGAUUUAUUAUUUUUUUUUCCCUCAGACAUUUUAAAUGACCCCAUUGUUUGCACUGUGUGCUCAUAAGAUUAAUGUAGUUGCACUUAAUUGUUUUCUCAUUCUGUUCAUUUGGGAGAGGGAGUGCAUAGUAGAAAAACCCUCUGGCCACUUUUCUGCUUGAGGACCCUUGCACUAUUAUUGCUUCUAAUGGUUUGUUUUCACCCAAGUCAGCAAUGUGAUACUUGGUUUAGAAAGUCCCUUCAGUUGGAAAGUUGCAGACAGUUAACCAGUUUGUCAUUACUCCUGUACACCUUCUUGUGGCAGUUUAGAGUUCAUGUUUUAAUGAUAUUCCAUAAGCAAACUUUUACUUGUGCAAAGUGCCUUAUGUAUAAGACCUGUCAUGCAGCCCCUUAUAAGACGAACACGAUAUUAAUUUCCUCAAUUUAUUUCUUAACCAUAUGUGGAAUUUGCAAAUCAUGAACUACUACUAGCUGUAAAACUGUUCCAUGCAUACUUUCAUCUGAAAAAAAAAUCAAAAGCUUGCUUCAGGGGUCCCAAUGAUUUGUAAAUAUGUACACCUGUAAUUACACGAGCAAAAAAAAUGAGAGCCUGAGUCAGAAAACAAUUUAGGGAGUAAAAACUCAUAUUUUUCCAUUCUCUCCACCUUAUGGCAGUUGCUACUUUGAUUUUUGUUCUUUUUUGAACACUAAAUGUGUAAUUUUUAUUAACCUGCAAGCAACAUUUGUGUUCAGAUAAAUACAGAUCCAUACUCCUCUCUUACAAGAUGUCCCUUGCAUGAGGGGGAAAUUCUGUUGGAUUUGAUGUGUAUACUUGUACAAAACUGUAAAUAUAUAUAUAUACAUUUUUUUUUUAUGGGGGAGGUAUAACUUUUAGUUUUGUCAUUGAUGGUUUACUGAAGGUUUCUUUAUAAAUUAGGACUUCAUCUAAAUUCGAGAGGCUCAUUCCUGCAGCGUUGUUGAGAAAUUUGUGAUGGCAUGUUAUUUCCCCCCCCCCCGAGUUACAAAACCUUUUUGGACUGUCUGGAAAUGGGAUUUCCUCCAUAAUUCUUAAAACUGACUUUUGCUCCAUCGUACAAAUUCUGGAUUAUUCUCAGUGAAAUGCCUUUUCUUUGACUUAAAGAAUGAGCCUCAUAUCCUAAACGUUAAAAGUAACCAUCAUUUAAGUUUUUGUCCCUUACCUCACCACCUGGAUUGCGCAGCUGUAAUAUAUCCUUUUUGUUCUAAGGUUUAUACUAGAACUUGUUCUAGAAUGUUUGGUUCUGCACAUCCAGGUGCCCCUCGGAAGCACAGGAAUUGGCAACUGCUGUGUAAUUUUCACAAAACCCAAAAACGUAGGUUGCAAGCAGACAUAAUUGGCAAAAAGUCAUUAAUGGGGUUAGUUUAAAUUAGACUUGCAGCUGUUCUGCUACUGAAAUCUUUCCUGUGCUUUUCAUUUAUUGGGAUCAUGGUGCAAUAAAUGACCUUCCUUUGCCCAGUUAUCCUGUUGAAGCUGCACCUAUCAUCGUGCAGUGUUUUACUGCAACUCCAAGUGGCAGUGUUGCUGGUGCUAAAGCUAUGAUCCACCCGUGAGUUUAUUCUUUUUCCCCACCACUAAAUUUUAAACCUCUAUAUAUACACAGGAGGUUCUGUGCUCAGUUUAUAUUGCACAAGGAGUUUACACACUGAGCACCCUAGGAAUAUAAUGGCGGCAAGUUUCAAGCUGCCUUUGCUUAGGUGCUGUCUAGGUAUUCUAUGUUGAAGAGCAU
Molecule: messenger RNA, 3849 nt
Organism: Nanorana parkeri
Lineage: Eukaryota; Metazoa; Chordata; Amphibia; Anura; Dicroglossidae
Gene: DDX6
Product: DEAD-box helicase 6
Exons: 14
Coding region: 525-1970 (481 amino acids)
Biological process (GO): P-body assembly; cytoplasmic stress granule assembly
Cellular component (GO): P-body; cytoplasmic stress granule
Molecular function (GO): RNA helicase activity; ATP binding; mRNA binding
Source: RefSeq, a predicted model, not a curated record